AGCCGAUGAGGCUCCAACCCGCCGCGUCUCCCAUGGACCGCCAAGGUGCCGGGGCUGCGACCUGGGCGCGCCCCGCUUGGAAGAGCCGGCUCGGGUUUCGUCGACGAUGCCCUCGCCUCCCGCCGUCGCGUCGUGCCCGCGCCCCCGCCGGCCUCCCGAAGAGCGCCCCGAUGGCGCCGGGCGCGGUGAGCAGCCUCGUGGAGCAUCUGGCCGAGGCCGAGCAGCUCCUCACGGCAGCAGCGGCAGCGGCUCUAACUCGGGGGCGACCAACGAGGAGAGAGACUCUGUGGUCGAGGAGAGGGACUCCGUGGUCGAGGCGACGGCAGCGGUGGACGUGCUGGAGCGCUCGAGCGCCGAUCGCUCGAGCAGCUUCGACACGAGGUCGGAAGUCGGCAGCGACGCGAGCAGGCUCCACGCGGCAGGGGCCGCGAGCUCGACCGACGCGGCCGCGGCGUCGCAGGAGGAGGACGAGCUGUUCCAGGUCGGACCGGGCACCGGGUCGCUGUCGCUAUGGCAGCGGCUGGAGGAUCGCGAAGAGGGAUAACAUGCUAUCUUCCGCGGAGAUCCAGCGGAUGGAGGCGGAUAACAUGCAAUCGUCCGCGGAGAUCCAGCGGAUGGAGGCGGCGAUGGAGUCGAUGACGCGCGAGGGCAAGAGCAGCGAGAUCGCGGAGAUGCAGCAGGAGCUCAUCGAGGCGCGGAUCUCUGCUGCCAAGAACAUGCUCAUCCAGAAGAACCAGCUCGGCAGGGAGAAGAAAGAGCUCGGCAGGGAGAACCAGACUCUGAAGAGGCAGCUCGAGGCGUCGGAGCUGCAGGGGGCCAAGGCCAAGAGCGAGGAGGAGAUAAUGCGGGUCAACAUCGUCAGCAUGCAGAAAACCUCGACGGUUUGGCGGAUCGCAAAUUUGAAGGCCAGGCCAGAUUCGAGCAGCAGCGAGGACGACAAGGA
Prorocentrum cordatum is the source of this 943-nucleotide messenger RNA. Lineage: Eukaryota; Dinophyceae; Prorocentrales; Prorocentraceae. The record is from the annotation of a GenBank genome assembly.